AACACGUUAUUGUAAAAUAUGACGCGUUUAGUUUGUGAGGAAAAAUUGAUCACUCGUGAAAAGGGUUUAAAAAAUCCCACUGAUUCCCGUUUAAAUCGGCGCACUUAUAUCUUGUUCCCCCGGACAGAAAAUAGAUCCAGUUGGCGCUCUCGCAUGUACUCAAUCCCACCUACUUGCAUAAGAAGACGUAGCUGGGUACGUUAUUUCCUAACACCGGGUUUCUGAGUUACUGGCCUCCUGCACAGGUGUCCCUCACCAUGCUGCGGGGGGUAACUCCCUCCCUGUGUGCCUGCAUUCGGAGGGUUUGGGCCGGACCCCUGUACGGCGGCAGGCCCUGCUCCACGCUGCCCCCCGGUGGGGUGGAGAACCAGCUGACGGUGGACGCGCUGUACGAGCUGUCCGUGGACAUCCGCAAGGUGCGCAAGCUGAAGGGCUGGGUGCUGCUGCAGCCCACGGCGUACGUGCGUGAGACCGCCGGGCUUCUGCGCGAGCUGGGCGCCGACGGCCCCGCCAUCGCCCGCGUGCUGGAGCAGCACCCCGAGGCCGUCCUGUGCCGGCCCGAGGAGGUGCGCGCCCAGCGGGAGCUCUGGGCGACGGUCUGCCCCAACCGGAGGGACCUGGUGGCCAUCAUCGAGAAGUUCCCCGCCUCCUUCUUCACCGUGAGCCACCGGGCCAGCCAGGAGGCCAACGUCCGCUACUUCCAGAGCCUGCAGCUCAACAAGCGCAUCAUCAGCAAGCUGCUCGCCAGCGCGCCCCAGAGCUUCUGCCGGCCCGUGGAGCACAACCAGGAGGCGGUGCGCGCCCUGAAAGAGGCCUACCUCAGCCUCGGGGGCGACGAGGGGAACAUGAGAAUCUGGCUGCAGAAGCUGCUCAGUCAGAACCCCUUCGUGCUCAUGAAGCCCCCGGACGCCAUCCGGGACAACCUGGGGUUCCUGCAGGACAGGGGCUUCCGUCCCGCCGAGCUGCUCCAGCUCAUAUCCAAGCUGAAGGGCUUCUUUUCGGAGCUGAGCGCGGGCAGCAUGGGGGAGACCCUGGCCUACUCGCGGGACGUCCUGCGGUGUUCGGACGGCGAGCUGCGGGAGGCGGUGCUGCGGUGCCCCGCCCUGCUGUACUACCCGGUGCCCGUGCUGGCGGACCGGUUUCAGGGCCUGCUGGGCGCUGGGGUCAGCGUGUGCCAGAUACAGGCCACGCCCACUGUGCUGGAGCUGACCACUCAGAUCGUGCUCUACCGCAUGCAGAGGCUGCGUUCCCAUGGUUACGACAUCACAGCGGGCAGCCUGGAGCCCCUGACUGGAACCAAGAAGGACUUUGAGGAGAGCUGCGGCAGACUGCACCUCCGCCAGGCGCGCCCCAUUUUUAACCCAGUCGCCCCCUUAAAGAGCCCGGAGGAGUGACCGCUUACAUCAGGGGGGUUGUGGGGGGUCUCUUGGGGGGGGUUUCAGUGUUCGCUGGUCUGGGUUUCAUGGUCAGACAGUGUUUUCACUGCAUCUUGUGAUGGACCAUUAAAAGUGGCUCAGGAUUGUGUACUGUAUGUGAUUUGUUGGUGAUUUUUUUCUGGUUCAUUCUUUUAUACAUAUUUAUUGAUCACGUGCAGAAUAUAUAUUUAUGAAGCUGUUUUAUUAUUUUUUGGUUAUUGAUACAACCACUGCACGUUAUAGUCCCCAUUUCAAAAGAACACAAGAAACAUUUUGGUAACUGUCCAUAAAUAUGUAAACCGUUGUUAAAAGAAUGCUGUAAACUGUAAUUUGAGCUGUCGUUUGAACUGGUAAAUACAAAAAUAGCAUUCAGUAAAACCCUCAUAAUGAAAAAAGCAGCGGUUACAGUGACACAUAGUUGUGCCAGGGCUAUGAUGAUUAGCGUUAUCCGACAGAAGUGGCUAUUAGCCGUUAUUUUAAUGCGGAUAACUUAUUAACACACACACUGUUUUAAAACAAAGUCUCGUCGCCGUGCUCUUGCUCUCUACGGUAUGGUCGACAGUCUUUUCUCGGUAAGAACAGGGGCGGCGUGCGUCUGAAUUACAACUCAAAGCAGGGGCUAUUAACUGGAAUUGGUGUGAGUUGUUCUUUUUAAUUUACCCUUGUGUUUCUUAGAUGGGUGAAGUGUAUAUGAAGUCGGAAUAUAGUGCCCACACGCGUCCCCUCACACGUUUCUGUUUAUAUUUUGAGGCGCAUGCUGUUGUGUUAUCACACAGCUCCCCCCGCAAAGGCGUUAAAAUGGACUCUUCCAUCAGGUGAGGGAAAUUGGAAAACCCAAAAAUAAUUACGCCGCGUUAGUUUGUAGAUUGUAACGAUUUUGAAGCAAGAACGCCACGGAAUUUUGGGUCAUACACCGCAUCAUCAGAUGAUUCGUUUAGGAUUACGAUUCUGGGUCUCCCUUGUUUUGUUUUCGCCUGUCAGUGAGUGGAAUAAACGCUAUUUGAGGCGGCGCGAAGA
Molecule: messenger RNA, 2432 nt
Organism: Anguilla rostrata (American eel)
Lineage: Eukaryota; Metazoa; Chordata; Actinopteri; Anguilliformes; Anguillidae
Gene: mterf2
Product: mitochondrial transcription termination factor 2
Exons: 2
Coding region: 258-1394 (378 amino acids)
Biological process (GO): termination of mitochondrial transcription; regulation of DNA-templated transcription
Cellular component (GO): mitochondrial matrix
Molecular function (GO): double-stranded DNA binding
Source: RefSeq, a predicted model, not a curated record